Messenger RNA from Hyaloscypha bicolor E, 750 nucleotides. RefSeq lists its product as uncharacterized. Lineage: Eukaryota; Fungi; Ascomycota; Leotiomycetes; Helotiales; Hyaloscyphaceae. The transcript has 2 exons. The coding region runs from base 1 to 750 and encodes 249 amino acids. The record is from RefSeq and is a predicted model, not a curated record.
AUGGAACCAAACACGGACGCUAGGGAAAUAAAUAUCAAAGAAAGGACAUUUCCAUUCAUUUUCCAGGGACUGGGCUUUUUCCUCGUGAAAGAUGGUGCUCCAGAGUCAGAGUUAGAAGAAGAACCGAAAAAUCCUCGUGACAUUAGCCAUCUCUUAAAGAGAGACUAUAAAUACGAAGCUUUUCCGUUCCCAAAUCAUUAUGCUAGUGAAGAGGCUACCAGCGAGACUGCCCCUCAGCAGAGCAAUCAAGUAUUGAACGAUACUAAUUCAGCCUCCCCGAAUGCUGACGCACCAGCAAUAGACGAAGACUGGCCCGACCUCGCCGAAGUAAUGGAACUUUCAGACGACGAAUGCUUCUUUCACUAUAACCGUCUUCUAGGUGGAGACUACCCCUGGGAGAGACUGAACGAACUCGUACUUUUGGGCAUGGAGGAGAAAGACAUGGAUAUCGAUGACUUUAAGGAAUGGCAGGAAAUAUGGAAGCUUCAUAGUCGGUUUCGAGAGACCAAGAUUAAGGACGCCAACAACAUUGAGGAUAUAAGAUACACCGUCCAUGAUAUCUUGCUCUGGACCUUGGUCCUCGACUAUUAUUAUGAUGUUCCAGAAGCUGACAGCAUCAUAGAAGCUUUUGGAAAGAAGUGGUUGACGUUGCUGAUCCAAUGGAAAGACAUCAUAAUCGACAUCAAGCUCAUCAAUGGCAAGUUGCUCCCAGUGAAUGGUGUUGCGGAAUCCGAAAGAUAUUCUGACUAG